CGGAAAGUGGAAGCGGGAGCGAAUAGAGAGGGGGAGGGAGAAAAGAGAGAGAGAGAGAGGUCGCGCCGUCUUCUCCAUUGCGGAGUAGAACCAGCUCUCCCCCUCCUACUAUUCCGGGAAGCUCAGCGGAGUAUUACGAGCAGCACUAUGCGCCCUUCAAUCUGUCAUAUUCCUUUUCUUCUUCUGCUACUGUUGCAUGUGGUUAUUGCUAGACCAUUCUUCCCAUUACCAAGUAAGACUAGUAAUGAGGUGAAGAAGCCCAUACAGACGUUUCGACCAUAUAACAUUGCUCACCGUGGCUCAAACGGGGAAAUCCCUGAGGAAACAACUGCUGCUUACCUGCGAGCUAUUGAAGAAGGUGCAGAUUUUAUAGAGACUGACAUCCUUGCUAGCAAAGAUGGGGCAUUGAUAUGCUUUCAUGAUGUAACACUUGAUGAUACAACUGAUGUUUCGAGCCAUAAGGAGUUUGCUAAUCGAAGGAGAACCUAUGAGGUGGAAUGGUCCAAUGUUACUGGCUGGUUUGUAGUCGACUUCACUCUUGAUGAACUUAAAACACUGAAAGUGAAGCAACGGUAUUCGUUCAGAGAUCAACAAUACAAUGGUAAAUUUUCAAUCAUCACAUUUGAAGAAUUCAUUUCAAUUGCCUUAGAUGCAAGCAGAACCGUUGGAAUAUAUCCAGAGAUUAAAGACCCCAUUUUUAUCAACAAGCAUGUAAAAUGGGCAGAUGGAAAGAAGUUUGAGGACAAGUUUGUAGAUACCUUACUAAAGUAUGGAUAUAAAGGUCAAUAUAUGUCCGAAUAUUGGCUAAAACAGCCAUUGUUUAUACAAUCCUUUGCUCCUACUUCCCUUGUACAUGUAUCAAAAUUGACAGACUCUCCAAAGAUCUUUCUUAUUGAUGAUUUCAUUGUGAGAACACAAGACACGAACCAGUCAUACUGGGAAAUCACUUCAGAUGACUACCUUGCAUACAUUAGUAAUUAUGUUGUCGGCCUUGGUCCAUGGAAAGAUACUGUCGUGCCAACUGCCAAUAACUACUUGAUGGCACCAACUGAUCUUGUUGCAAGAGCACAUGCUCAUAAUCUCCAGGUACACCCUUAUACAUACAGGAACGAGAACCAGUUCCUGCACUUCAACUUUCAUCAGGAUCCCUAUGCUGAGUACGAUUUCUGGAUAAACACAGUGGGCGUUGAUGGAUUAUUCACAGAUUUCGCUGGAAGCGUACACCAGUACCAAGAACUGAUAUCCCCACACCCGAAGAAUGCAACUGCAAACAGCCUCUUAGGGAGGAUAAGCUGGAGAGGGCCCAACAAACUGUUCCAUGGCGAGAGGCUUGGAAGGAUAAAAAAUUUCAGGCCACACAGUCUGAGCAGAGGAAAGAUGGAGGCGGGGGCAGCUCUGGCUCGGCCGCCGGAGUACACCUCUGCCGGCGUACUGCUUACAGGCAGAACAUCGUUAUUUCUCCACCAGAGGCGAUCGCGCAAGGCAACGGCAUUCGCAGCCCCACCCGUGGUGGCCGCGAGCUUACCACGGAGGAGAAUUCAACGACGAGGCCCCGGAACAACAAAGGUUGUCGCGGCGGCACGGAGGAGAAGGGCGGACAUCCAGUCGGACACGUACGUGCUGCUGGAGCCCGGGAUGGAGGAGGAGUUCGUGUCCAAGGAGGAGCUGGAGGCCAGGCUGAGGGGGUGGCUGGAGAGGUGGCCGGGGGACGAGCUGCCGCCGGACCUGGCCGUGUUCGACACGCUGGACGACGCCGUCUCGUACCUCGUCAGGUCCGUGUGCGAGCUCGAGAUCGACGGCGAGGUCGGGUCUGUGCAGUGGUACCAGGUUCAGCUGGAAUAGCAAACCACUACUUGCGUGGCGCAUCGUUUCUGUAACGAGUUUUGGCCCCCGAAUUUUUUUUUUGCCUUUUGGCAGGCAGGCAUAUGAAUGAAUUCUAUGGGAAUUUUCAGAGAAAUUGCUCGCUUUGCGUUGGAAA
This is a messenger RNA of Brachypodium distachyon (stiff brome), 1978 nucleotides long. RefSeq names its product glycerophosphodiester phosphodiesterase GDPD6. NCBI's taxonomy places the organism in Eukaryota, Viridiplantae, Streptophyta, Magnoliopsida, Poales, Poaceae. Gene Ontology annotation, molecular function: glycerophosphodiester phosphodiesterase activity. The record is from RefSeq and is a predicted model, not a curated record. Gene Ontology annotation, biological process: lipid metabolic process.